Ostreobium quekettii is the source of this 1449-nucleotide messenger RNA. The record is from the annotation of a GenBank genome assembly. Lineage: Eukaryota; Viridiplantae; Chlorophyta; Ulvophyceae; Bryopsidales; Ostreobiaceae.
AUGCCCCGACGGGGGCCCGACGGCGCCGGGCGAGCCCCCCGCCACAAGCGCAGCCUGACCGAUCAGAUUCAAGACCCCGCAUCCCAUGGCGUGCGCGUCCCAAAAAAACGCGCCCUUGCCAAUGUCGACGAAGAUGAUGUCGACGACGUGAUGGGGACAGAGGUUGCGGUGCCGGCGGACCUGAGCAAUGCCAUAUUGAGGGAGGCGCGUGCGCAGCGGGAUGAGGUAGAGGCGGAAGAGAGGGCGGCCGCGGGCGGGGCGCGGCUGGAGAGCGAGGGGGCGCUGGCCGGCGGCGCGCUGAAGGCGGCACUGGAGGGAUUUGAGGACGGCGGCGAAGACCCUGAUGACGAUGAUGGUUUUGAUGGUGACUUUGCGGACAUCGAGGUCGAUGCCACAGAGGACGAUGAGAGGGCACUGAAUGCCUUCCUAGCUCCUGGUCAUGAGGACUACCGCCAGGAGACACUUGCAGAUGUGAUUCUUGCCAAGAUAAGGGAGAAGCAGAAAAUGCAGGGCAUAAGCACACCCCAAGAUGAAGGCGACCAGCAGAUCCCUUCUGGCAUUGAUGACAAGGUUGUCGAGAUGUACACCAAAGUGGGUGAGUUCAUGAGCCGCUACAAGAGUGGCAAGGUCCCCAAGGGCUUCAAGAUCAUUCCGAGCCUGAACAACUGGGAAGAUGUGCUGUUUCUGACAAACCCAGAGGGCUGGUCAGCCCAUGCAACCCUUGUGGGGACGAUCAGCUUCGUUUCAAACCUCAACGAGCAGAUGGCACAGCGCUUCCUAAACCUUGUUGUUCUUCCCAAAAUCCGAGAGGACAUUCGCACACACAAGCGUCUUCAUUUUGCCUUGUGGCAGUCACUGAAGAAGGCGUGCUACAAACCAGGGGCCUUCUAUAAAGGCAUCAUUCUGCCUUUGUGCAUGUCAGGGACUUGCGACUUGCGGGAGGCAGUGAUUUUCACCAGUGUCCUGAAGCGGGCAUCGCUGCCAGCCAUUCACUCAGCGGCAGCUCUCCUCCGCCUGGCUGACAUGCCAUACUCAGGCACCACCAGCUUCUUCAUAAGAACGCUCAUCGAUAAGAAGUAUGCCCUUCCGUACAAAGUCAUCGAUGGCCUGGUGCACCACUUCCUCAGUUUCGAGCAGGAGGAGCGCCAGUUGCCAGUGGUCUGGCACCACAGCUUGCUUGCUUUCAUCCAAAGGUACAAGAAUGACAUCAAGCAGGAAGACAAGUUUGCAUUGAAGCGGCUGAUGAAAGCUCAGUGCCACUACAGAGUAACACCAGAGAUUCAUCGGGAGUUGGACAAUGCUGUGCGCAGCAGGGAUGGUGCUGUUCGACCAAAGGGCGUGAGACACGAAAGGGGGGUGGAUGGGAUGGACAUUGAUGAGAAGGUCACAUCCAUGGUCCCAGACAAUGUCCGAAAUAUGGCGCCCAUGUUGGUGAUGGAGGACUACUGA